GGAAACCAGCCCUGCCUGGGUCUCUUCUCCCUGGGCCGCCCUGUUUCGCCGUCAUCGCCAUCGUCGUCGCCGUCUGUCCAUCGGUCUGUCUGCCCGUCAUGUUUUCGGUGUCAGUGGUUGCGGGCCUGUCCCUGGUCGUGGUUGCGCUCGCAUCCUAUCUCCUGCUCAAGCCCAAGGUCGUUUCCAUCUCGGUUGCCCCUCCCGCAGAGGCGUCGCCGGAAUGGAAUGGCAAGGUACUCGACAAGCCCUCGAUCAAGUGUGCCGAUGAUCCGUACAAGAUCCAGUGCUAUGAGCCCACCACGGGCCGAUCUCUCGGCAUCCAGCGGGCCACCAAACCCGACGAGAUGAUCGAGAUCAUCAAGAAGGCUCGCGCGGCUCAGGUCGAGUACGCCAAGACAACGUUUGCUCAGCGACGAGCCAUCCUCACGACGCUUCUGGACUUUACCACCAAGAACCAGGAUGACAUCAUCCGAGUGUGCUCCCGCGACUCUGGAAAGGCUUUUGUCGAUGCCAAUCUCGGCGAGAUCCUCGCGACCCUGGCCCGUCUCGAGUUCACGAUUGCUGCUGGCGAGCGGGUGCUCAAGCCCGAACAGCGCGGUGUUUCGCUCCUGACCAUUCACAAACGUCCCCGCAUCGAAUAUCACCCCGUUGGCGUGAUGGGGUGCAUCGUCUCGUGGAACUACCCCUUUCACAACACAUUCGGACCAAUGAUCUCCUCUCUUAUGGCCGGCAACGCCUGCGUCAUCAAGUGUUCGGAGCAUGUUGCCUGGAGUACCGCCUACUGGAACCAGAUCAUCAAGUCCACCCUGCGCGCCCACGGUAUCAACGAGGACCUUGUUACUCUUGUGAACGGAUGGGGAGACGCUGGUGCAGCUUUGGUUUCCAACGCCGAUAAGAUCAUUUUCAUCGGCUCUCCCGGUGUCGGAAAGAUCAUUAUGCGCAACGCCUCGGACACCCUCACUCCUGUUGUUCUCGAGCUUGGCGGCAAGGACGUGGUCAUUUGCUUUGACGACUGUGAUUACAACCAAGUCCUGCACUCGCUCAUGCGCGCCACCUUCCAGAAUGCCGGACAGAACUGCGCCGGCUGUGAGCGUGUGCUCCUCCAAGAAGGCAUCUACGACAAGCUUGUUGCCGAUCUAACCGAGCGUGUUCGCAAGCUCCGCAUCGGCGCCCCUCUGGAGGAAUCGGUUGACGUUGGCGGUAUGACCAUGGAAGCCCAGCUUGCCAUCAUCCAGGACCUCGUCGACGAUGCAGUCCAGAAGGGCGCUCGUCUUCUGGCGGGCGGAAAGCAGUAUAUUCAUCCCAAGUACCCCAAGGGUCAAUUCUACGAGCCGACCUUGCUCGCGGAUGUUACGCUGGACAUGCGCAUCACCAAGGAGGAGGUCUUUGGUCCCGUCAUGGUCAUCAUGAAAUUCAAGACCGAAGAAGAGGCCCUGGCCCUGGCCAACUCUUGUGAAUUUGGUCUGGGAUCGGCUGUCUACACGCUGGACCUCGAGCGCGGCGAGCGCGUGGCUCGCAAGCUCCGCGUCGGCAUGUCCAAUGUCAACGACUUUGGCAUCAACUACCUCUGUCAGUCGCUGCCCUUUGGUGGUGUUCGCAUGUCUGGAUUCGACCGCUUCUCGGGAUACGAAGGCCUCCGUGGCCAGUGUCAUUUGCGCUCGACCACCAGCGACCGCUUCUCUCUCUUUGGCGUGCGCACGCAUAUCCCCGGCCCACUCCAGUACCCCAUUUCCCAGGCGGCUGUUCGCUUUAACGAGGCCCUGAUGAACGUUCUGUUCAGCCCCUCACUGGCCGAGCGUGCCAAGUGGCUCGGGCCACUCAUUGCUGCGGCUUCUGGCUCAGGCGCCUCUGCCAAGCCCAAGAAGCAGAACUAGAGAUCAUGUCGCUGAAAUGCCACAGACGCAACUCUAUCUGAGACCUGUGGCUGUCCUUCAUGCGUGAAUACACAUGCGUACGUGUUCCUGAAA
Molecule: messenger RNA, 1967 nt
Organism: Polychytrium aggregatum
Lineage: Eukaryota; Fungi; Chytridiomycota; Chytridiomycetes; Polychytriales
Product: Aldehyde/histidinol dehydrogenase
Exons: 8
Coding region: 99-1874 (591 amino acids)
Molecular function (GO): aldehyde dehydrogenase (NAD+) activity
Source: RefSeq, a predicted model, not a curated record